AAAACAUACAAAGAAGAAAUCGCGACGACGUCGAAGGUGUGUGAAAACCUCCGUAAGAAAAAAGAACAGUAAAACGGGUCGGUCGGAUUGUUCGAUAGAUACGGAAGGGAUGAAAAAAUGUUUUAAUUGAACGGGUCCUCUCAAUCUUUUGCCUUAGUGCAUUAGUUAUCCUAUUAUAAUCCUUAAAAAACAAGUGUUGGAUUAAGGUGAAUCGCGAAGUUGAUCCAGAAAUUUGUUUUUUUUUCUAUAUAUUUGUGGCUGCUGCUAAGUGAAAACGCUAAGAAAACUUCCAAUCCUUUCCCCUACCCUAAUCGUUACUUGUAUUUUUGUGUGCAUCAUCAGCAUCAACGAAUUGAUCUUGAGAGCAGUGCUAGCAUUUUUAUCGUAGGAUAUCCAAAUAUUCCGAAAACUGUAAAGUGAUUCUGUGUGGUCCGGUGGCAGUGCGUCAGCGGAAUCCUGCUGUUUCGCUAGAGCUUUGAGAAGCUUCCAAGGGUCAGAUUGCCUUAUCAGGCAUCUUAGGCUUAGUAUAAUAAAUUACUCAACCUCGGCAAUCUAGUAGUGCUUUACAGAAAUCAUGGAGAUUCUUGCGGUAUCACAAGUAAAUGGAUUAACUACGCCCCGAAAGAAGGAUAUCGAUCCGAAGGAAAACCUUUGGUCGGCAAUUCUUAGUGAAGUACAAACACAGAGCAGCACCAAACUUCCCUCGAAUAAAUCCGUGCUCGUACUGGGCGACAAUGCCAGCGGUAAGACGACACUAAUCGCAAAACUGCAGGGCGUGGAAGAUCCCAAAAAGGGUUCCGGCCUGGAGUAUGCAUAUAUCGAUGUACGGGACGAGUACAGAGACGAUGUAACCCGCCUAGGAGUGUGGAUAUUGGACGGCGAUCCUGGCCAUAACAAUCUGCUCAAAUAUGCACUAAAUGAGCUGAACUACGCACACACAUUGGUCAUUCUGACGCUAUCGAUGACGACACCGUGGAGCUGGGUGGAUCAGCUCCAACACUGGAUCAAAAUACUGGAUGAUCACAUAGCGGGACUGAAAAUCGAGCCCGAGGAAAAGCAGCAAUGCCGUCAACGGUUGGUCACUGUAUGGCAGAGUUACUGCGACACAAUCGACGAGUUGGAGCCGGGCUCGCCUAUCAAGCGCACCAAUCGUCUCUCUUCGGUUGACGACGAUCUGGAUGCGCUGCCGCUUCCAGAAGGUGUACUAACGACCAAUUUGGGCUUAGAUGUAGUUGUUGUUGUAACGAAAACCGACUACAUGACCACACUGGAGAAGGAGCUCGACUACCGAGAUGAGCACUUUGACUUUAUGCAACAGUGGAUUCGUCGGUUCUGUUUGAUUUACGGUGCGUCGCUAUUCUACACAAGCGUAAAAGAAGACAAAAAUUGCGACUUGCUGUACAAAUAUCUAACGCAUCGAAUCUACGGGUUACCAUUUCGCACACCUGCACUUAUUGUGGAAAAAGACGCUGUGCUAAUACCCGCUGGUUGGGACAACAUGAAAAAGAUUAACAUAUUGUACGAAAAUAUGCAGUCAUGCAAGCCAGAUGAUUACUACAAUGAUAUUAUAGCACAACCGCCUUCCAGAAAGACUGUUUCCAAUCGAGAAGUUGAGGUUCAAACCGAAGAAGAGCAGGCUUUCCUCACCCGGCAGUUGAUGCUUCUGCAGCAAGGUCAAACGCCGACCCGGGGGGAAUCACCGAUGCGGUCGCAGGGCAGUGCAGGCAAAACAACCCCAAGGACACCGGGUUCGGCGGGUGCACAGGGUUCACCCAAAAAGGUCGACGGCAAACUCAAUCCCGGCACACCGAGCGGCGAAGGAGUUCUGGCGAAUUUCUUCAACUCGUUGUUGCAUAAAAAAUCCGGGUCGCCAUCCGGUGCCAGUUUACCAGGGGCUACCUCAUCACCGAGGACUACCAAUGGGGGUGACCUAGUAUCGACAAGCGAUAAAAUUUCCAUGCGAACCGAUGCUGCCAUGGAGCUGGAUCGUCUGACACGUAGCGUCAAAAAGGAUCUGGACUUUUCGGCUCAAUCUGACUGUUAGGUCCGAAGUCCGCACGCGCUGGUGAGCAUUUGAAAGAGACAAGUUGAAAAUUCUAAAGACCAGAAUUUACACGUUGUGUGAUAUGGCUUCAAAGCACUAUACUUUGUGUUGCGAUGUUUUGUAUGUGUGGUGAGAUUGUGCGCUUCUACGCUAGGCAGGGAUCGACAGAGCUGGAGUGCGUGUAUGCGAAAUAAGAACGAUGGUUUCGACCAUUGUUCGCCGAAGGCAAACAUGGGAAAACUUAUUGAACCACUUUUAAUAGUUAGUGCGAGUACGAGAAAGUAGAAAUGUUAAGUCGAAUAGAAGAGAGGUUCAAUAAAAAGUAUAUUUGAAAUGCUCUUUCUGCUCACGAUAUUGGUGCUGCUUAUAGAUUUUUACAAACCGUUACGAUCCCCAAACCGAACAAUUUCGCAUUUUGCAUUAUAAAAUUUCAAGUUCAUGUAAAAUGUACUAACAUUUUGGAUAGAAUAUUUGCAGUUCUAAGACGGACACAUGCAAAUUGAGCUUUCGUUGUUCACUUUUACGCACACAUUGCACUUACACUACCGGAAUAAUUUUUUCGCGAAGGCACCAAUUCUUGAGGGAGGAAGGGACAUAGUUGCCCUCUAAUGCUUAACGUAAGUGAGAGGAAAGUAAAACAUUACUAUUAAUUAAAUUAACUUAUAUCAAAUUGAAGAUAAUUUGCAGCUUAGCGAAGAUGAGAAAAGAGGUAACCUAACUUAUACACAUUUACCUAUUGCAAUUCCUUAAUAGAAGCAGACAAAAAAAACGAAACCAACUGACUACCGUAAGAGCAAAAGAUCAGAUAUGUAGUCUUAUUUCUGUAUUUUUUCCGCUUUCCCCAGUAUUAUUGGGGAGAACGGUUCAGAGAACAAAAACACAUCGAAACUACGUUUUUGUAAUACGUUUUAUUCUCAUUUAAAGUUCAUGCAUCAAUAUUCGAUCCGGUUUUAAGUACAACUAGCAAAAAAAAAUCGUGCAAACUAGAAACGUACUCAAAUAUUUUAACAAUGUUCGCUUGAACUUAGUGAAGCAUAGUUAUUUUUUUUGCAAAUUCGAUUUACAGUACAUUACUGCAAAGAUGGUAUCGAGUGUGGGAAACCAUAUUACAAAUUGCUGCACUCCAUCAUGUUACAGAGUAGCCCGUCUUUCAGCAUGCAUUACUUGGUUUCGUAACGUAGUAAGUGAAGUAGCAAUUCCGUUUUAUACUCUUUAGAAAAAGAAAAAAACUGUUUCCUCAUUCUUUACGUUAUGUUGAAAAUAAAAUUUAAAUGCAGUUUACAACAGCUAAUUUAUAUAAAUAAUCCUUUACAUAUGUAGACAUUUAUCAAGAACCAACAUUGAAAUGAGAACAAAAUAAUAGUCACGCAGUAAAUAAAACAAAACAAAAAUGAUAUUCUCGUAGCUAAUCUGUAACUAUACUGACUUCUAGCAGAGAAACAAAAUUUGGAAAAAUUAAUCAGUAUAACUGUAAGUAUAAUGAGAAUGAAUUAUUGCAAAAAAGGAGUUUCCCGUA
This is a messenger RNA of Malaya genurostris, 3560 nucleotides long. It is a transcript of the gene Dlic, whose product is annotated as cytoplasmic dynein 1 light intermediate chain 1. Gene Ontology annotation, cellular component: cytoplasmic dynein complex; centrosome. The record is from RefSeq and is a predicted model, not a curated record. Gene Ontology annotation, biological process: microtubule-based movement; microtubule cytoskeleton organization. The coding region runs from base 575 to 2044 and encodes 489 amino acids. NCBI's taxonomy places the organism in Eukaryota, Metazoa, Arthropoda, Insecta, Diptera, Culicidae. Gene Ontology annotation, molecular function: dynein heavy chain binding. The transcript is spliced from 8 exons.